This is a messenger RNA of Trichomonas vaginalis G3, 1368 nucleotides long. RefSeq lists its product as uncharacterized. NCBI's taxonomy places the organism in Eukaryota, Parabasalia, Trichomonadida, Trichomonadidae. Bases 1 to 1368 code for a protein of 455 amino acids. The transcript has a single exon. The record is from RefSeq and is a predicted model, not a curated record.
AUGGAUGAGAGAUAUGACAUAUCGAAUUUUAACACAAUUGAAGAUAUCAGAAAGCCAAGAGAGAAAAACGGAAAAUAUACGGGAGAGAAACAAGACCUUUACGAUUCAUUAAUAAACAUCAUUUUAAAUCAUAAAAAAGAAAAUUCGAAGGUUCCUUUGGCAUCAUCAAUUAAAACGGCUCAACCGUGGGCUGAGAAACGUGGAUUACGCGCUGGCGUUCAAGAUUUAGACGGAGACGGAACACAAGAAGUGGUCGUUUAUGAUAAAGCCGGUCGUCCUAUCAUUAUUAAUGGUUAUAAGUUAAGGGACUCCGACUUCGCCUUGAGGCAAGCAUAUUUUGACACUCACACAACAAAACAGAGCAGAAUUAAAGAACCAAGCGUUAAUGAAUGGGGUAAACGUUACGCUUAUGAUUCAACGGUAGACCCGAAUAAUCCAUGGAUUACCCAUACAAGACUAAAGCCAGAGGGUCAAUUAUUAGAACAAACAGGGUAUAAAAUGCCGGUGAAACCAAAGAAGACACAAUCAAUAUUUAACAUAUUCACAAAAUUAAUUGCGCCAUUAGUUAAAAAAUAUUGGGCAGGAGAUGCUGAAGCAUUUAGAAAUAUCAUAGGCGCCAAAGGUGAUGAAUCCAAUAUUGAAUUCAUUAAAAAGAUUAUUUCUCCAAUCGUUAUUUAUCGUAUGCUUUACGUUCGAUUGGUUGAGAAAAAAUAUUUUCAGUUCUUAAAUCUGAAAUUGUGUGAGGGUUCGUAUCAACAAUUUAAGAACUACAUUAGAGAUAACCCUAAUAGAUUCUGGGGAUUCUUUAAAGAAAAUUAUUUAACAAAAGAUUUACAACAUUUAACACCCAAAAUUAAUAUAGAAGUAAUUAAACAGGCUAUGUGUGCGGAUGAUUGCGACUGGGAUGGUUCCGACAUAAAUGAUGUCAUUAUAUGGCUAUUAGGUUUGAAUAAUUGUAAAAAUCCUGAGUUCGUCGCUUUUUGCACUGACGGUGUCCAAGCUGCUGCAUUACUUCAAUUACUGAAAAGAAAAAGAAAGGCUGAAGUUGAUGAAGACCCAGUCGCUGCACUUAAUGAAUAUAGAACGUGGCGUGUAAAGAUGGAAGAUUUUAAAGAAGACGCCCGCAGAGGACAGAAGCAAUGGUUCAACAUGGUUGAAGAUUAUUUUAACGGUGCAGUUAAAGAAGAUACUAAACGCUUCGCAUAUAUGAUGGAGAAUGGACUCAAUCCGUUUGCAGAAGCUAAAACAGUGGAGGAAGUUGGAAAAGCCGGCUCUUCAUCUCCAAUGAAAGAAGGCAAACCAUCAGCACCACCAGACGACAAAGGAACUGAAGGAGCAGCACCAGAAGAAGCUCCACAAAGUGAAUGA